AAAAAUGGUAACAAUCGGAACAGGCCUGUAAAGUUGAGGCAGAAAGGGCCCAUAAUCUGGAAUCAAUUCGUUUGAACUCCGGAAAAGGCUAAAAGCCAAUUUUCCGAUUGGAAUUUUCUUUUAUUCGCAACUUCCAACUACCGAUGGCAAGAGUCACGUUUUUUUCAUUCUUCCCUCCCACUCUUUUACACACAAUGACGAAAAAACCGUUACUCUGUUCGCUCCUUCUCCUCCUUGCCGUUCUUGCCGUCGCCGGAGCCACCUCUCCCGGUGUUGAGCUUGACUACUCCAAGCUCUCCGGCAUUAUAAUCCCUGGCUUCGCUUCCACUCAGCUCCGAGCAUGGUCCAUUCUUGACUGUCCGUACUCUCCCCUCGAUUUCAACCCUCUCGAUUUGGUCUGGCUCGACACAACCAAACUUCUUUCUGCUGUCAAUUGCUGGCUUAAGUGCAUGGUGCUGGAUCCGCACAACCAGACUGACCAUCCGGAUUGCAAGUCCCGCCCUGAUAGUGGUCUUUCUGGUAUUACAGAACUUGAUCCAGGUUAUAUAACAGGACCUCUUUCAUCGGUUUGGAAAGAAUGGAUUAAAUGGUGUAUUGAAUUUGGCAUAGAAGCUAAUGCAAUAAUUGCUGUUCCAUAUGACUGGAGAUUGUCGCCCGCCAUGCUUGAAGAGAGGGACCUUUAUUUUCAUAAGCUAAAAUUAACAUUUGAAACUGCUUACAAACUUCGUGGUGGACCUUCUAUAGUUUUUGCCCAUUCCUUGGGUAAUCACGUUUUCCGUUAUUUCUUAGAGUGGUUGAAGCUAGAGAUUGCACCAAAGCAUUAUAAUGAGUGGUUGGAUCAGCAUAUUCAUGCCUAUUUUGCUGUUGGAGCUCCCUUUCUUGGAGCAAUUGAAACCAUUGAAGCAACUCUUUCUGGAUUCACCUUUGGUCUUCCUAUAUCUGAGGGAACAGCGCGGUUGAUGUUCAACUCCUUUGGUUCAGCACUAUGGAUGCUGCCUUUUUCCAAGUACUGUAGAACAGAUAAUAAAUAUUGGAAGCAUUUUUCUGGGGGAAGGCAUGCUGGUCAACCAACAUAUAAAUGUGACGAGCAGGAGUUUCAGUCAAACUUUUCUGGGUGGCCAACAAAAAUAAUCAACAUUGAAAUUCCUUCAACACAUGCAUUUGAUGCAUACCCGUCAUUCUCCGAAAUACCGGAGUCCAACUUGUCCAGCAUGGAGUGUGGGCUACCGACUCAAUUAUCAUUCUCAGCUCGUGAAAUAUCAGAUGGCACCUUUUUCAAGGCAAUUGAAGAUUAUGACCCAGACAGCAAGAGGAUGCUACAGCUGUUACAAAAAUCAUAUCUUGGUGAUCCUGUUCUUAAUCCCCUUACACCUUGGGAGCGGCCACCAAUCAAAAAUGUCUUCUGCAUUUAUGGGUCUGAUUCAAAGACAAAGGUUGGUUACUAUUUUGCUCCUAGUGGCAAGCCUUACCCCGAUAACUGGAUCAUUACGGAUGUCAUGUAUGAGUUUGAAGGAUCUCUAAUCUCUAGGUCAGGGACUCUGGUUGAAGGGAAAAUUGGACCUAUAAGUGGCGAUGAGACGGUGCCAUAUCUCUCCCUUUCCUUGUGCAAGGACUGGCUUGGACCAAAAGUGAACAUAACAAGAGCGCCUCAGUCAGAGCAUGAUGGUUCAGAUGUACAGAUUCAAUUGAAUGUGGAACAUCACCAUGAAGAAGAUAUUGUUCCAAAAAUGACAAGAUUGCCAAGGGUGAAGUACAUAACAUAUUAUGAAGAUUCUGAAAGUCUUCCUGGAAAGAGGACAGCAGUUUGGGAGCUUGAUAAAGCAAAUCACAGGAACAUAGUUAGAUCACCAGUGCUAAUGAGGGAACUAUGGCUUGAGAUGUGGCAUGAUAUCCAUCCUGAUGCAAAAUUAGAGUUUGUAACAAAAGCUAAGAGAGGUCCUUUAAGACACGAGGACUGUUAUUGGGAUUAUGGGAAGGCUCGUUGUGCGUGGCCCGACUACUGUGAAUAUAGAUAUGUUUUUGGGGAUGUUCACUUGGGACAAAGCUGUAGGUUGAGAUAUACUACUGCUGAAGUGUUGUCACAUUAUUUGUAAAUAACAAGGUGCACAUCCUUUACGGUUGGUUAGUCCAGUGACCACUUUUCACUUGUCUUCCAUGAUAAAUAAUACGUCAGAAUGGUGGGAGAUCUGUAGAGCUGUAUUGUUCAACUAGUUGACAGUUUUCUUGAUCUAGAAAACAUGAUAUGGAAAAUGAUAAUACGAAUAGUGUAGGUGAUAGUAGUGUAAAUGAAAACAUUUGUUCUCUGAUAUACUGUAACGUGGACAUUCUUGUAUUACUCACAGUUCAAUGAUAAAUGUCCUCAGGGAAGAUAAAUUUUAUGUAAUGUUUUGAUAACAUUUGGAAUAAGAUUAAUUUUCUUGAUCUGCA
Messenger RNA from Vigna unguiculata (cowpea), 2427 nucleotides. RefSeq names its product phospholipid sterol acyl transferase 1 (gene PSAT1). The record is from RefSeq and is a predicted model, not a curated record. Gene Ontology annotation, biological process: lipid metabolic process. NCBI's taxonomy places the organism in Eukaryota, Viridiplantae, Streptophyta, Magnoliopsida, Fabales, Fabaceae.